CCUAAUACAGUUUUUGAAAACCAAAUCAUUUCAAAUGAAUAUUGCUUGUAUUCCAGAAACUAACUUUUUAGUUGUUUUGUACAGUCGCCCCAGGGUAGAUGGGAUGUUUAGUGCAUGGUUCAAGUAUCGCUAUCUGUUUCUCUCGGAUGAUCUUUGCUUUGUAAAAGAAAGCCAUCUCAGGCCGCGUCGCCUCUCUCCUACUCCGCCAAAGAUAUCCCGAUCAACUCGUGCCCAAUCGGUUGCCACCCGAGCCCCAGUUGUGCCCCCCGGAGGGCGCCGCAGCGGGAGCGUUUCUACCAAAUCCACCGCGGUUGGCCUGGGGUGCUGGCUCCUGGUAUUCGCCCACCCCGAAGUAGUCGAUCAAAAAGGCCGGCGUGUGCAAAAAGUCCUUUCCAUACACCGCCGGUAUAACGUCCACCGCAAAGUAAAAGAGAUGGCCUAUGACCAGCCCGUGGAGCAUGUCAAAAUAGGGAUUUCCCAUAAAGACCGUGAGCGCCAGAUAGGCAAAGGGGAGGUAGAUGGCCUGGAUCGGGAAGCCCCAGAUGUUCGCCUGGUUGGUUGGGUUGCGCUUGGACCAGACGUAGAGGACGUAAUAGAUCAGGUUCUUAGAAAAAAUCGGGGGAAUGGGAAAGCCGAGGCCCACCAGAAAGGGGUACGUAGCAAGCAGUCCGAGCGCGCCCAGCAAGAUGCAAAAUGCGUAGUCGGCGGUUCCACCUCCGGCCCCCGUGUUGAAGGGACCACCCGAUUCGUAUUGUUUGCUGAACUGCACCAGCAUGUACAUCGCAAUGAGGGUAUUGAAACUAAAAUCUCCGGCGUAACAAAAGGGCGUCAGAAACCUCCAGAUCUCCAUGCCCGACGUUACAUUUUCCCAGGACCAAAUUACCUGGUAAGGGCUAAUAAUUCCAAAAUUCGAGGUAAGGGUUACCACGACGGUAGCACCAAACCAGUAGCGGGUGAUGAUUGGUAAGGCGUUGAACAUAUCCUGCGGAUAGAUGGUUUGAGGGUUACAUUCGCGACAUUUGUCGUUAGAGAAGAUGGAGAGAGAGAGAGAGAGAGAGAGUGAGGAAGAAAUAAUUCUCUACAUCACAA
Pseudo-nitzschia multistriata is the source of this 1089-nucleotide messenger RNA. The record is from the annotation of a GenBank genome assembly. Lineage: Eukaryota; Bacillariophyta; Bacillariophyceae; Bacillariales; Bacillariaceae.